Molecule: messenger RNA, 447 nt
Organism: Geodia barretti
Lineage: Eukaryota; Metazoa; Porifera; Demospongiae; Tetractinellida; Geodiidae
Source: the annotation of a GenBank genome assembly
AUGACACUACAAUCACGCCGCAGGCCGAUCGAAAUUCUCCUGGUCGAAGAUAACCCCGGCGACGCGAGGCUGACCCGGGAGGCGUUUGCCGACGCCAGCGUCUCCAACAACCUGUCGGUGGUUGGUGACGGCGAACAGGCCAUGGCCUUCCUCAGGCGGGAAGGCGAUUACGCCGGCGCGCCGCGUCCCGAUCUGAUCCUGCUGGACCUGAACCUUCCCCGCAAGAGCGGCCGGGAGGUGCUGGAAGACGUCAAAACCGACCCGAGGCUGCUGUCCAUUCCCAUCGUGGUGAUGACCACUUCGGAAGCCGAAGGGGACAUCGUCAACUCCUACUAUCACCACGCCAACGCGUACGUCACCAAACCGGUUGACCUGGAUCGUUUCAUCGACGUCGUCAGCAAGAUUGAGGGGUUCUGGCUUACCGUCGCGAAGCUGCCGCCGGAGUGA